UCCCUCCUCCUGAAAAUGUCGGGCUACCCCCACGCGCCGCCGAACUACGGCUACGGCCAACCCUACCCCGCCACCGCCACCGCCACCGCCACCACCACAUCCUCCUCCUCCGCCUACGGCGCCCCACCCCCGUCCAGCUCCCCGUACGGCUCGCAGGUGGCUUCCCCGUACGCCGCCCCCUCCGCGCCCUACGCGCCGCCGCCCCACCAGGGUGGGAAGCCCCCCAAGGACAAGCCGCAGGGCGGCUACGGAGCUCCCCCGCCGUCGGCCCCGGCCGGGUACCCGGCGGCGUCGGCUCCCGGCGGGUACCCGGCCCACGGCGGGUAUUCUGCUGCUCCGGGCGGGUAUCCCGCCCCGCCGCCGCCGUCGGGGGCGUACGGGAGCCCGUUCGCGGCGCUGGUGCCGUCGCAGUUCCCGCCGGGGACGGAUCCGAGCGUGGUGGCGUGCUUCCAGAUGGCGGACCAGGACGGGAGCGGGCUCAUCGACGACAGGGAGCUGCAGAGCGCGCUGUCCUCGUACAACCAGGGGUUCAGCCUGAGGACGGUGCAUCUCCUCAUGUACCUCUUCACGAGCACCAACACGAGGAAGAUCGGACCCAAGGAAUUUGUUCAGGUGUUUUACAGUCUUCAGAGCUGGAGGGCGAUAUUCGAGAGGUUUGACCGGGACAGGAGUGGCAGGAUCGAUGCCAAUGAGUUGAGGGAAGCACUGCUCAGUCUAGGAUUUUCUGUGUCGCCCGUGGUUUUGGAUUUGCUAUUGUCUAAGUUUGACAAAACUGGCGGGAGGAACAAAGCCAUCGAAUACGAUAACUUCAUCGAAUGCUGCCUUACUGUCAAGGGACUGACUGAAAAAUUUAAGGAAAAGGAUACCGCGUACUCUGGCUCAGCAACCUUCACUUAUGAGGCCUUUAUGUUGGCAGUUCUUCCUUUCCUCAUCGCCUAGCGUGGGAGCUGAUUUCAGAUGUCAAGCUCGGUUAGAUCGCACUUUUUUUUUUUUUCCCUUCCUGACGGCACAGCUUGUUGUUAUCUCUGUAUUUAUUUAUCAGAAUGAUUUUUGUGUCAAACGAGUGGUGUGAUAUUUGCUUAUUGAAAUGAAAUAGUAUGUUUGGACUGUAAA
This is a messenger RNA of Syzygium oleosum, 1113 nucleotides long. RefSeq names its product calcium-binding protein CBP-like. The coding region runs from base 16 to 939 and encodes 307 amino acids. The transcript has 5 exons. Gene Ontology annotation, molecular function: calcium ion binding. NCBI's taxonomy places the organism in Eukaryota, Viridiplantae, Streptophyta, Magnoliopsida, Myrtales, Myrtaceae. The record is from RefSeq and is a predicted model, not a curated record.